Pteropus alecto (black flying fox) is the source of this 627-nucleotide messenger RNA. RefSeq names its product testis expressed 51 (gene TEX51). The transcript has 5 exons. NCBI's taxonomy places the organism in Eukaryota, Metazoa, Chordata, Mammalia, Chiroptera, Pteropodidae. The record is from RefSeq and is a predicted model, not a curated record. The coding region runs from base 1 to 627 and encodes 208 amino acids.
AUGCUGCUUCUCCUGCUCAGCUAUCUUCUGCCUGCCGCUGACACCAACGGAAAGAACUGCCUCCACUGCUGGCCAGAACUGCCUGCAUUGAUAGACUAUGACCUCCAGAUUCUUUGGGGCACCCCAGGGCCACCUUCAGAGCUCUCCCAAAAUCAGGACCAUUUGGAGGAAGAAUUAGCCAAAUUAUUCAAUCACAUAGAUCAAGCCAUUAAGACGUUUAGAAACGAUAAACCAUUACUUCUGGAAGAGGUUCACAUCCAGAAGAAGCUAUUUUCUGAGAGGCUAAGUGAGCUACCUGAGAAGCUGAAGAAUAAGGACCUACCCUCCUCACUGGAGGUCAUCAACUGUGCCAACUGCAAGAGACACAUCCUAACCUGCAAAGACCCAACUAUCUGCCCAGGUCAGUGGUCGGUGGCCCAUCUGGCCUUUAGCUCCCCCACCUCCAUUCUCAGGGGCUCCCAGUUGCCCUCAGAUAAAGUGGACUCCCCAUUGGAGGCCCUGCAUGAGCAGUUCCCACUCACCUCCCAAACCCCUGACACCUCGGCCACACUGGACGGCUUCAUGCUUCUGUCUUUGAACAUCCUGUAUCCUUUGCCUGGAACACAGUUUUGCCCCUUGACUAUCUGA